Molecule: messenger RNA, 609 nt
Organism: Phalaenopsis equestris
Lineage: Eukaryota; Viridiplantae; Streptophyta; Magnoliopsida; Asparagales; Orchidaceae
Product: ubiquitin-60S ribosomal protein L40
Exons: 5
Coding region: 67-453 (128 amino acids)
Biological process (GO): modification-dependent protein catabolic process; protein ubiquitination; translation
Cellular component (GO): cytoplasm; ribosome; nucleus
Molecular function (GO): protein tag activity; structural constituent of ribosome; ubiquitin protein ligase binding
Source: RefSeq, a predicted model, not a curated record
GCUCUUACAAGCAUUCGGCGCGGCUCGGCAUUGUUCGUUAGGAUUUGCGGCAGUUUCACCGUGAAGAUGCAGAUCUUCGUGAAAACCCUAACAGGGAAGACCAUUACUCUCGAGGUCGAGAGCAGCGACACCAUCGACAAUGUGAAGACGAAGAUCCAGGACAAGGAAGGAAUUCCACCGGAUCAGCAGCGGCUGAUCUUUGCGGGGAAGCAGCUUGAAGAUGGACGAACGCUGGCUGAUUAUAACAUACAGAAAGAAUCGACUCUGCAUUUGGUGCUGAGGCUCAGGGGUGGUAUCAUCGAGCCCUCUCUGAUGGCUCUUGCUAGGAAGUACAACCAGGAUAAGAUGAUCUGCCGCAAGUGUUAUGCAAGGCUGCAUCCACGAGCUGUUAAUUGCAGGAAGAAAAAGUGUGGACACAGCAACCAGCUGAGGCCCAAGAAGAAGAUCAAGUAAACCAUGUUUCAAUUCUAAAAACUAUUACUCAUUUGCUGCUUUCAACUGGAUGUUAAUUAUAUUUUUUGUGUUCAGACUGUUUCUUUUUAGCACUGGCCUUGUUGCCAUACACACUAUUGUCUAUUUUAGUCCUUUGCUGUUCCACUUCUGAUACCA